AUGGCCGCGAACAAUGUUGUUAACAUCAAGUGGGAACACUUUGGUACUUUUCGACGUUUUCAAUUACCUAUGGAUGUUGCCGGUGACCUGUAUCAACUAUUAUUGAUUAAAAUCAACACCGUAGCUCCUGAUUUUAUGGGCAAAUUGGGAUGGGAAGAUGAAGAAGGUGACUUAAUAUGUUUUUCAACUGACGAGGAAUUGCGCGGCGCUCUUCAGACCGCCACAAAUGGCCAACUUCGCAUUCAAACGAUCGAAGAUCUCUCGAAAUGUGAAAAAGAAAAAUCAGAGAGAGACACGAAGAAAGAAAGUAAGAAAGUGAAAGAAAUCCAUCCGUUUGUUACAUGCAAUCACUGCGAUCAGCCACUUUAUGGAAUUCGUUAUAAAUGUUGUGUUUGUGAUGACUUCGAUCUAUGUGAAGAAUGUGAGAAAGAUGGAACACAUCCAGACCAUGCUUUGAUUCGUUAUGCGACACCACGAACACCGAAAGUCGAGCAUCUGCGUCCGAGACGCACUUGGCGACAGCAUAACCACGCUUUUGGUCAUCGUGAUUCGUUUUUACAGGAAGGUAUUUUUGGACGAACUGCUGCGGCUGCUGCUCAUGCUGCCCAAAAUGCAGCUAGUGCUGCAGCACAGCAUGCAGCCAGACAUGCCGCAACACAUGCUGCAGCAGCUGCUACACAUUUGGCCGAAAAUGCCAAAGAGAAUACUGAUGGACUUCCACCACAAUUUCGAGAAUCUGUGGCUCAAGGCAUGGAAUAUCUGAAAGAAGUUGGCUCACAGAUUCAACAGGCGCUUGCAAAUUUUGGGAUCGAUGUUGAUAUGGAUGUACAGCAUGAUGGUGUUACGGAGAAAAUCCCCAAAACACAGGGCCCUACACCGAGAGAUACGGCGGAAAGCAAUACAGCUAAUAAUGAGACGAAGGAUGCGCAAAAGAAAGAUAAAAAAAAUUUUUCGAAGACUGACGAACCUGAAAAUGAGGAUGGAAAACGGAAAAAGGAUGGUCCGACGGCUCAGAACGUUGAAGCGAUUUCGGACGAAUUGGAUGUGCCAAUGAAGAAGAUGCAUAUCUCCGGGCAUAAGGAGACAGAAAAAGUGGAGCAGAAUUCGAAAGAACUAACAUUUGAUGCUGCCGGUUCUGGCGAUGAUAUUUCCGAUGAAUGGACAAUGAUGGACAUCAGUAGUCCAGGCAACAAAUAUCAAUCAAAUGCACCUCUCUAUCCUAUUAUUGAUGGUGGAAAAUGUAUGGCUGGUACGCCUUUUAUAGUUCCGCAACCUGGACCACACAAUCGACAUUGUCAUUUCGUUUACCCAGAUGAACAUAUUGCACUUUGUGUGAUACAGCUGGAAGGAAUGGGUUUCGAUAAUUGUAAUGGUUGGCUAACCAAACUUGCAGCGGACCUGAAAGGUGACGUUAGUGCUGUUAUCGAGGAUAUGAAAAAGGAUCCUGUUUAUGCGAAGCAUUUCGAAAACGAUAUCUAA
Cercopithifilaria johnstoni is the source of this 1479-nucleotide messenger RNA. NCBI's taxonomy places the organism in Eukaryota, Metazoa, Nematoda, Chromadorea, Rhabditida, Onchocercidae. The record is from the annotation of a GenBank genome assembly.